Molecule: messenger RNA, 1722 nt
Organism: Lingula anatina
Lineage: Eukaryota; Metazoa; Brachiopoda; Lingulata; Lingulida; Lingulidae
Product: serine-threonine kinase receptor-associated protein-like
Biological process (GO): spliceosomal snRNP assembly
Cellular component (GO): SMN complex
Molecular function (GO): RNA binding; protein binding
Source: RefSeq, a predicted model, not a curated record
UUGUCUUGCAGUAACCCGUAAUCUUCAAAGCAUCUUAGAAAUAUGGCAUCCGUUCGCCAGACACCGCUGACUUGCAGUGGUCAUACCAGACCUGUUGUUGACUUGGGCUUUAGUGAAAUCACACCCCAUGGGUAUUUUCUCAUUAGUGCCUGUAAAGAUGGGAAGCCAAUGCUGCGCCAGGGAGACACAGGAGACUGGGUAGGAACAUUUGAAGGUCACAAAGGAGCUGUCUGGGGAGCUACUCUAAAUACAGAUGCCACCAAAGCUGCAACUGGAGCAGCUGAUUUCUCUGCGAAAAUCUGGGAUGCAGUAACCGGCGAUGAACUCCAGAACUUUUCCCACAAACAUAUUGUGAAAAGUGUUGCCUUCUCUAAAGAUGGAGGCCAUCUUUUAACAGGGAGUAAUGAAAAGUUGCUGAGGAUCUUUGAUUUAGCAAGGCCAGAUGCAGAACCAAGUGUAUUUAGUGGUCAUGGAUCUCACAUUCGGAGUGCAAUAUGGAAUACUGACAGUACAUUAAUAUAUAGUGCAUCAGAUGAUAAAACAGUUAGAGUUUGGGAGGUUGCCAAUCAGACAGAGACAAAGAAACUGGAAUUCCCUAACAGUCCAACGAGUCUAGAACUUUCCAAGGAUGGUACCAUAUUGCUGAUCACUUAUGGCAAAACCACUAGUUUUUGGGAUGCUCAGAAACUUGAAAAGAUCAGGGAGUUUGAGCAUCCAGGUCCAAUCAACUCUGCCUCUCUUCACCCUGACAAGGCUGUGUUUGUCUGUGGUGGAGAUAACUUUAUCAUGUACAAAUAUGACUAUGAAACUGGACAGGAAAUAGAAUCUUUCAAAGGCCACUUUGGUCCAGUCCACUGUGUCCAGUUCAGUCCUGAUGGUGAGCUGUAUGCUAGUGGCAGUGAAGAUGGCACCCUAAGAUUGUGGCAGACCACAGUGGGGAAAACAUAUGGACUCUGGAAAUGUGUACAGUCUGAAGAUAUUGUGGAGAACUCUGACUCCGCUCCACAGAUCAAAGCUGAAGAUUGACGUUUUAGGUUAUCCUUGAGAGGAAACCAGUGUAGGCAGAAUGACAGGAUAUUGGAAUUGUGUCCACUCUCAUGUUGACACUGCCACAUAAAUUAAAGCUGGAAAUUAUUAGAUGUUGUGAACUUGGUCAGUUUGUAUUGUAUUGUCUCAUUGCCACACACUAUUUGCUGUAUGGCCUUCAUUUGAAGUAUUGUGGAGAAUUCAGACACUGCCAUCAGUCAAAGUUGAAGAUAAAUGACUAGAUAUUUUCAGAAGUUAACCAAUAAAGGCAACCCCUAAAUACUUUGGAAAUAAAUCCAGGCAGUAAUUUUGUCAGCUGUGCUAUGUAAAGUUAGAAUAAUUGUAGUUUCUUCUCAGGUAGAGGCCACUAUAACACCUGUAGUCUUGUUCCCUGGUUAAAGUGUCUUGGAAGACACUGAUAUUAAAGUGGUAAUAACCUGAAAUUUCACAGUUGUUUGAAGAAACUAUCAUUUUAACUUUGGAAUUAAGAUUAAAAAAAAACAUAUUCAGUUUACAAGUAUUGGAAAAUGGAAUUUGCUGCAUCAUAAUUAUAAUGGUGUAAUAAGACUACCCUGUAUGACUGCAGCCAUGUGCUACACUGGUCAAUAUGUAUAACUGAAUACCAUUAAGGCCUCAUUGGAUUUUUGUUUGACAUAUUUGUAAAAAAAAAAUAAUAAUAAAAUUGGAAGUCAGCCA